This is a messenger RNA of Lactuca virosa, 959 nucleotides long. The record is from the annotation of a GenBank genome assembly. Lineage: Eukaryota; Viridiplantae; Streptophyta; Magnoliopsida; Asterales; Asteraceae.
CUCAAUGCCAAUUUCAUCUUUCUUUCAAAAAAAAAUCAUAAGAAAAAUCGACCUCUGUUUUUAAUAUCUCUGCUUUGAGGUGUUUUGGAGACGGUGGUAUUCAUUCCGAUUUCCGAAGCAUACAUAGUGAUGAUCUUCAUCCGACGACAAUUUGUCCAAGUUUCUUCCUCCGACCUUGGUAUCAGUCGACAUUGGUUGCUGCUUGUGAUUUGCCCUUAUCAACGCACUGGUUACAUUUUGGAUUCCAUCAAGAAGUCAGGAAAUCCGACUGAUUCCUACAAAGUCAUAAAGCAUGUUGAAAAGGCUGUUGAAAUGUUUAAUGAAGAUUUUGAAACAUCACAUCCAAUGACAUGGACGAUUGCUGAUUGCAACCAACAAUCGUCUAAUUGGGAAUGUGGCUAUUAUGUGUUGAAAUGGUGCGUGAAUUUGUCAUGUAUCGGCAAUAUGCAUUCCCGAAUAACCUUUGGAAUGAUAUAAACCCCAUUCCUGAAAAGUUGUUGGACGAUGUGGUCAAUGCGUGGAUGACUACUUUUCAAAGUAAAUAUAUGAAAUGAAGCCUGUGUUUAAUGGUUUGUUCUAUUUUCUACACUUGUUAUUAUUGGAUUUAUUUUGAUUAACCUUAUGUGGUUUAAACAAAGUCAUGUAUCAUAUGCUUUGUUUUUACACAUAAAAAUAUAAAAUCUUGACUCAUAUUUACUUUUGGUUCUUGAUUAUCUUUUCAUUGCUGAUGGUUGGUUCGAGUCCACUUUGAAUAAUGGAGCCACAGUAAUCGGAAAGGUGCAAAAAGACAGAAGAAGUUUCUUUGUUUUUUACCUUUUUUAGGUGUUAUAGGUUUGUAAUGAAAACAAUUGUCCUUCUCCUUUGUCGUUUGAGUCCAUCAUGAUUGUGUCUUAGUACUUUAUUUUUAACUACUAUUUUGUUAUAGUUACUUUUUAUUAUUUGGAAUGACCAAUUAUUAU